AAUGGAGUGUGUUGACAAAUGUAUUUGUUUCCACACUUUUCAAAGAAACCAUUUCACUUCGGAAUGAUGAAUUACCUUGUGUUGGUCUUACACAUAAAACCUAAAUGAAAUAAAAGGUUGGGGCUAUAAUGUGACAAAAAUAGAAAAAUAAAUGUUCAAGAGGCACAAACAUUUACACCUUCGUACAGCACUUCAUACUGACAGAGCUCUCGCCGCUCCUCCGUCUGGAAUGAGGUUUAUCUUGAUCAAACCUUCAGCCCCUUCAGGAUUCCUGGUUUUAAUUCUUCUUCUAGUUCUGUCGGCUCACAGAGAGCUUUAAACGCCUUCGUGUUUUACUCUGGCUGACAUGGCUCAUCAGGGAAAUCCUGAGCUCAAGGAGAAAUUUUGCUGCAUGAUCUGCCUGGACCUACUGGGGGAUCCGGUGAUACUUCCUUGUGGGCACAACUACUGCAAGAAUUGCAUAGAGGGCUGGUGGAAUGAAAAGGAGCCGAGUGACACGUACAGCUGUCCUGCAUGCAGACGGAGCGAUAGAUCCAGGCCUAAUCUGGCAAGGAACACUCUGCUAGCAGAAGCGAUAGAACUGCUUGGAAAGAGUCCAGCUGCACCUGAGCUUUGUUCCUCUUCUGGCCGUGAAGAUUUCUGCUCCAAUCACAAGGACGAGCAGAUGAAGUUAUUCUGCCGCACUCAUCAGACAUGCAUCUGCGGCCUCUGUUCAGUGGAGGAGCAUAAAGGUGAUGACAUAGUGUCAGCUGAAUCGGAGAGGACUGAGAAGCAGAGAGAGAUUCACUCAAACCUCCAGGAGAUUCAGGAGAAAAUUAAAGACAGAGAAGAAGACAUUAAGAAGCUUCAGCAGAAGAUGGGGGCUAUUGAUGCCUCUGCUGAGGAGGCAGUGAGGAAGAGCAGCGAGAUUUUUGCUGAGCUGAUCGACCUGUUGAAGGAAAGAAGCUUGGAUGUGAAGCAGCAGAUCAGGAGGCAGCAGAAAGCCGCAGAGAGUCAGAUCAAACAGUACAAAGCAAGACUAGAGACGGAGAUCUCUGAGCUCAGAGGGAGAGAAGAGGAGCUCCAGCAGCUGUCCCACACAGACGAUCACAUCCACUUCCUCCACAGCUUCUCGCUGCUGGGAAAACCCGACAAAGCCACAGAUACGCUCAAAUUUAAAGAAUCUGCUCCGUGUUUCUUUAGGGAUCUGACAGCAGCGGUAGCAGAAGCUGGAGGCAAACUGAAGCGCUUUGUUCAUGAGGAAACCACGAAGACGUCAGCGAUGGAGAUGGAGCUGAAUGUGGUGAUGUCACCAGCUGAGCCCAAGAGCAGAGCGGACUUCCUGCAGCGUUCCCAUCAGGUCAGCCUGAACCCGAACACGGCCCACAGAAAGCUGCUUCUGUCUCUGGGAAACAAGAGAGUCACACGCAUCAACAAAUUCAUAAGUCCUCUUCAUCCUGACAGAUUCACAGAAUGGACUCAGGCCCUGAGCACAGAGAGCUUUACUGGCUGCUGUUACUGGGAGGUGAAGUGGACUGGGAGAGUUACCAUAGCUGUGGCGUACAGCAGGAUGAGCAGAACAGGAAGGCAGAGUGAGUUUGGGAGCAACACGGAGUCCUGGGCUUUGGAUUGCUACAGAGACUGUUUUGUAUUCGGACAUGACGGAGUAAAAACGUGCGUGUCCGGUCCCCAGUCCUCCACGGUGGGCGUGUACCUGGACCACACAGCAGGGAGCCUGUCCUUUUUCAGCGUCUCCGACAGCAUGGAGCUCCUCCACAGAGUCCAAACCACGUUCACUCAGCCUUUACAUGCCGGGCUUUGGGUCGGUGUUUGUGAUGGAUCUACUGCUGAGUUCUGCUAACAGUUUUUACGAGGCAUCUUGUGAGACCGGAUGAAAACAGAAACACCCCAUGCUCUGCUGUUUCCCAUAGAAGAAGAUUGGGGCUGAAAGUUUUCAGGAAAUGGGCUAAUGUCUUCCAGGGGAGCAGGUGGAUUCUUUGAUAAGCAGGGGGGAAAAAAACAUGUUUAUUUUAAAAAGAAAACAGACGAGGCAGAAAUGUCAGUGUUUUAUUCAUGGACUUAAAGCCAAAAUUGAGAUAAUGAACUAACUAUGCUUGAAAUAGAUGUAAAAUAUGUCUUCAUCUUCUAUA
Molecule: messenger RNA, 2129 nt
Organism: Xiphophorus hellerii (green swordtail)
Lineage: Eukaryota; Metazoa; Chordata; Actinopteri; Cyprinodontiformes; Poeciliidae
Product: tripartite motif-containing protein 65-like
Exons: 1
Coding region: 347-1840 (497 amino acids)
Molecular function (GO): protein binding; zinc ion binding
Source: RefSeq, a predicted model, not a curated record